This is a messenger RNA of Anopheles cruzii, 399 nucleotides long. RefSeq names its product vitelline membrane protein 15a-1-like. The coding region runs from base 1 to 399 and encodes 132 amino acids. The transcript has a single exon. NCBI's taxonomy places the organism in Eukaryota, Metazoa, Arthropoda, Insecta, Diptera, Culicidae. The record is from RefSeq and is a predicted model, not a curated record.
AUGAACGGAUUCUUCGCGAUUACCCUGCUGGCGGUGGUCGGUGUGGCCAUUGCGGCCCCUUACGGUGGACACCAUGGCCACGUGGUGCCCGGUCCGGCCGUCGAGUACAGCUUCAAGGCGGUGGCCCCCGCUCCCAAGUGCACCCACAACCUGCUGGUCGGCUGUAACCCGCAUCACGCUCCGGUACCGUGCAAGGGAGUGGAACACGGCUACGGUCACCACGCGCCAGCCCCGGCCUACCACGCACCGGCCCCGGCCUACCACGCCCCGGCGGCUCACCAUGGGGGCGAGUACCGCGCCAAGAAGCACCACGGUAAGAAGCACCACGGCAAGAAGCACUUCAAGAGCGCCGACAACGUUGGCGCCUCGGCCGACAGCGAGAUGAUGUUUGACGCGUAA